CAUACGCGGACGGCGGCCGGGACAGGUCAAUCCGCAUCGGGCACUUUUUCCUCAGUGAGUUUCCCUGUGCGGUCGGUGGACCUGCAGGGCGACACCGCCGCGCUCCCACGUAGGCCGAACCCCCGGGUCGCAUGUCGCGUGGCUCCCCGCGUGACCACUGCAGGCAGGAAUGGCAGCCCCGUCCAUGAAGGAAAGGCAGGCAUGCUGGGGCGCGCGCGACCUGUACUGGCGCUGCCUGGACGACAACGCGGAGGACGCGGCCCGGUGCCAGAAGCUGAGGAGCUCGUUCGAGGCCAGCUGCCCCCAGCAGUGGAUAAAAUAUUUUGACAAAAGAAGAGACUACUUAAAGUUCAAGGAAAAAUUUGAAGCAGGAGGAUUCCAGUCUUCACAGUCGACUGAGAAUUCCUAGGCUCUUUCUGGACUUUCCCACAAGUGGAAUUUACUCCUCUGGAUUUGCAGAAACGAUUCCAGGACAAAAGUGGCUUGAGUCACCGUGCGUAUCAGCUCUUGUUCUCUGUAAACAACAGUUACUAAAAUGGUGAAACAGCAGAAGAUCUCAUCAUCCAAACUGUGAAGGACUGCCUUAAUUUAAGUGAGGGAUCCAUUUUAAGAAAAAGCAUUAAAUCAUUAUAUAAAAAGUUUAUUAUAAAAAUACAUUGUUUAUCUUCCUUUCCCCCUUUGGAAUAAAAGCUGCAUAGUAGGCAAAUAUAAUUGCACAUAAAUAAAAACUAAGAUAGGUUA
This is a messenger RNA of Mus pahari (shrew mouse), 741 nucleotides long. Its product is annotated as cytochrome c oxidase assembly factor 6 homolog. Gene Ontology annotation, cellular component: respiratory chain complex IV; mitochondrion. The transcript has 2 exons. Gene Ontology annotation, biological process: respiratory chain complex IV assembly. NCBI's taxonomy places the organism in Eukaryota, Metazoa, Chordata, Mammalia, Rodentia, Muridae. The record is from RefSeq and is a predicted model, not a curated record. Bases 170 to 409 code for a protein of 79 amino acids.